AUGGAAGAGAAGAAGAAUAGAAUCCAGGUGGAAGUACGAAUAAAUCCCAGGCUGGAUAACGUAAUAGAAAGCACGCCAACAGCACUAACCAUAGGGACAAAGACGUAUGGUUUUAACAAGGUACAUCUCACUACAUCACAAAUGCAAAUGUAUGACAGGAGCGUCAGGCAUCUUACAGAAUCUUUCCUUGAAGGCUAUAAUUGUACAGUAAUGGCAUAUGGCCAGACAGGGAGCGGAAAAACCUACACAAUGGGAAUGACACAUGAAGACAUGACAGGAAUUGUCCCACAGUCCCUUAAACACAUAUUCAAGGCAUGUCAGGAAAUAAGCUGUAUCUUCAUAGAGGUUUACAAUGAGGAGGUAAUUGAUUUAUUCAGCAAGCACAAGAUGCCAUUGAGCCUAAGAGAGGUAAAUGGUGAAAUCACAAUCGCUGGCGCAACAGAGGUAACUCUAAGAUCAUAUAAAGAUGGAGUGGAAGCCUUGAAGAAAGGAUCCUUGGAAAGAACAACAAAGUCAACCAACAUGAAUUCAAAGUCGUCGAGAAGCCAUGCGAUAUUCAUUCUUUCUCAUAGAAGAGAGGUAAAUGGAUCAUUUGUGACGUCGAAGUUCUCCUUUGUCGACCUUGCAGGAAGUGAAAGGCUCAAGAGGACUUUGUGUGCAGGAGACCGUGCGAAGGAGGGAAUUUCUAUAAACUCUGGACUCUUGGCUCUUGGGAAUGUGAUCUCUGCUUUAUUCAAGAAAUCUUCCCAUGUUCCUUUUAGAGAUUCAAAGCUCACUAGAAUACUUCAAAGCUGCUUAAGUGGCUACAUUUUGAUGAUUGCCUGCGUUUCUUCUUCUCACGCAGAUAUAGGUGAAACACAUAACACUUUGAAGUAUGCAAGUAGAGCAGCUUCUAUCGAAACCACGGCAAAGAUGAAUGUGCAAAUUGAUGGGUCGAAGUUCGCAACACUUCUUCUGAAGAAAGAAAUACAGAAGCUCAAAGUGGAAAACCAAAUGCUUAAAGAAAGAUUUAGGAAAGAAUCCAGAAUUAAUGUAGAAGAAUUAAUAUCUGAAAAUAGAAUUCUCAAAUCAAAGGUGGAGGCCCUAAGCCUUGAAAAGGACGACAAAAGAGAAGACAUCAUACAGGAAAUUUUAAAGCACCCUUUCGUUCAGAACCUGAUAGAUGAAAACCAGAGGCUUAAAGAUAUGGUCGAAAAGACAUCCAAGGACUUGGAAGGACAAAGGCCUUCAGGAAUAGACAGCUGUCCAGAUGUUAGAAAGUACGAAAAAAGUUUUGGGUUUGCCAAAAGGAAAAGCUCCGAGAAUAAGGCAAAUUCUCCCGAAGAUGAUCUCAGCAGGAAGAGCAACGAGGAUCACUUGAGUAAACCUGAAGAAGUAUUUAACAAAGCCAGUGAAGGCAGGAUACAAACAGAAAAUCAGAGUAAAGAAGAGUACAACAAAAUUGACACAAUAAGAAAAUACGUGGACUCCCUAGAGAUAUCAGACACUUGUGAAAUUGUAGAAGAACAAGAAACAGAACCAAAGAUUAACAAAGCACACAAAAGAAUCGUUUCUUUUGAUUUAGACAGAAAUACUAAAAAAUACGCACUCUUCACACCUAGAAAGGAAAAGAUAACAAUGACAACAGCAAUAGAAAAUAAGCUGACUGGAUACCUUCCCACAGCAUUAACACUCUUCGAUUCACACCUUGUAUUCGCAUCUAUAGACAAUAAAAUCAGAAAAUGGAACGACAAAGUAGAAGCUUUGUUCACAGAGGAAGGCGUCAGGUGUAUAGAGGGAUCUGAUACUCUCUUGUAUACAACAAGAGGAAUACUGAAAAGAUUUGAUCACAGGUCAGGCACACGACCAUUGUAUGGCUUCAGGAGCGAGGUCUCGGCACUUCUCUCAAGAGACAAUUACAUAUUCACCGGUCAUGAAGAUGGAACACUUUCAAUGCUCGACCAGAGAAAUUGCAAGCUGGUACUUUCUGAAAAGGCACAUUCUGGAACCGUUUUUUGCAUAGAGAAGAUAGGGCCAGACACGUAUACAGGAUCUAGGGAUCAUACAGUCAAAUGCUAUAACGGUGAGUUUACAACUCUUUCUCCGCCACAUUUAGAUUCAAUCCAGGGAUUACUAUGCUAUAAUGAUAACUUAAUAAGCUUUGGAAGAGACUGCUCCAUAAGAAGGUGGAGAAACAAGUCAAUAGUUAAGACGGUCCCAUAUGCACACGACUCAUGGAUAAAAUGUGGAGUAUCAAUGAAGGAUUCAUUUGUGACAGGUUCUAAGGAUGGAAUGCUUAGGUUUUGGGACUUUUGGGAUAACUCUGUAUUCUGUGUUGGUAAACUGAAAGCAGGAGGAGCAAUAAACUCUCUUGUAUGGGAUGGAGAGGUUGUUUAUGUAGGAUGCCAAAGCAAGGAAAUCUUGGCAAUAAAAUGUAGAUAUGAUGGCUGUUAA
Encephalitozoon hellem ATCC 50504 is the source of this 2433-nucleotide messenger RNA. RefSeq names its product kinesin motor domain-containing protein. Lineage: Eukaryota; Fungi; Microsporidia; Unikaryonidae. Bases 1 to 2433 code for a protein of 810 amino acids. Gene Ontology annotation, biological process: microtubule-based movement; mitotic spindle organization. The record is from RefSeq and is a predicted model, not a curated record. Gene Ontology annotation, molecular function: microtubule motor activity; ATP binding; microtubule binding. The transcript has a single exon.